AUGCCUGCCGAUUCUGUUCCAGUAUUCUUCAAUCGUGAUAAUAAUGGUCCACCAUCAGAUAAAUUAUUAGUUGCAACGGAGAACAAUCCUCUAUUGGCAACAACAUCUACUACAGUCAAUACCAAUAAAGAUUUUCCUGAACAAAAUAUGCAACAAAUCAAUGAAACAACGACACAUGCUCAAGAGUCAAAAGUGAAUAAAACUGAAGUAUCAGUCAAUGCAAAUUCAGCAGAUAGAUUCCAACCUGACAUCACUACUGUUCAGCAAUCAACAAAGAAGGUGCUCUCAUAUCAAUAUGGUAUUUAA
This is a messenger RNA of Rotaria sordida, 306 nucleotides long. The record is from the annotation of a GenBank genome assembly. NCBI's taxonomy places the organism in Eukaryota, Metazoa, Rotifera, Eurotatoria, Philodinida, Philodinidae.